Molecule: messenger RNA, 817 nt
Organism: Coniophora puteana RWD-64-598 SS2
Lineage: Eukaryota; Fungi; Basidiomycota; Agaricomycetes; Boletales; Coniophoraceae
Exons: 4
Coding region: 84-437 (117 amino acids)
Source: RefSeq, a predicted model, not a curated record
GCAUCCUUCCACCGCAGGGAUCAACAUCGCUAUAGUCACUUGCUUGCUUAUUGUUGAGUGUGAGGGGAAGCAGGCGUCCGGCAAUGGCGAACAAUCUUUCCCCUGGGUUUUUGCUCCCUCCGAUUCGCUUUGCAUUCCAGCGGCGUCCCGCGCAGGCAUCCCCAAUCGCGAUUCUGCUUGAGAAGACGCUAACCCUUCGCCCCUCGAUCACCAGUACCGUCUCACCAGACGCUCUCGCAAGAGUUGGUCUACCCAGAGUCCAUCAGAGCCUUUUCGUCCUUCCUAGCUCUACAAGCUCUACCCACCAAACAAUGGACUCGUUCACCACCAUCCCUUCCACUCCCGCCGUCGAAGACUCCACCAUCGGUGCCUCUGUCCCCGUUGACGAGGAAGCGAGUGGAAACAACGGCGGUUUCUGCUACUGCGUCAUCGCAUGAUGUUGCCAUUCUACACCAUCUUAGUUGACAUUGCCAUCUCCUCUUCGUUCUUCCACGACUGGCGUGGACUCGGCCGAGCCGUCGCUGUCCGUCAUGAUUCCUGAUUUGUCAUGACCUUAUCAUUCGGGUUUAUGUCUCGUUCUCUUUGGACUCUGACAUGUCUUCUGUGUACUUUUUUGCUCUUCGGUUUCGUUGAUUAGUCUCAUAUUCCGCUCUGUUGAGCCUAAGUUAUCCGCUUUCGAUAUACGCCUACCCUCCUUGUUUGUUUGUUUUCUUUUCUAUCCAUGUAGUCAUUGUCCCUCACCCGCAUAUGUACUGAAUAUGACGUGCACGCACUAGUAGAUCUAGAUUCAUCUCAUUGGCGUUGUGACGCAACAACU